Messenger RNA from Blastomyces gilchristii SLH14081, 942 nucleotides. RefSeq lists its product as uncharacterized. NCBI's taxonomy places the organism in Eukaryota, Fungi, Ascomycota, Eurotiomycetes, Onygenales, Ajellomycetaceae. Bases 1 to 942 code for a protein of 313 amino acids. The transcript has 3 exons. The record is from RefSeq and is a predicted model, not a curated record.
AUGUCAGAACACCGAGCAGCUUCAGAUCCGCAGAAGGCAGAUAGCAAUGUCGUCAACUCAAUGGUGUUGAGCCGAGACCAGUCCCCCCGGCCUGCAGACUUGCCAUACCGCCCUGCAAUGUCACCAGGUGGUGGAUUGCAUCCAGAUGGUGCACCUGUACCUCACAAAACGGGAGAGACCAAACAGCGGAACACUCAAGAUCAUCAGAUCUCACCGUCUCCGGCCAUGAUACCUAUCGAAUUCGUCGACUAUGAGUCCGCUUCCAAAAAAGCCGACCAGAAACGUUUUAAAGGCAGCAUCGCAUCCAGAAACUACAGGCUUCGAAAGAAAGAGGAAAUGAGGAAGAAGGUCGAGGUAUCGAAAUCCGCCCCUGACUCAGAGGCAUCUCUUCAACCGCCGCCUACUAGCCCUAUACCACCGUCUCCGUAUUAUUGUGAUGCACCCGUAAGGGAAAUAGGAGAGAACAAACAGCAGAGCCUUCAAGGAAAACGUUCCACCAUCCAUGCGCUUGUCGAUUCAUCCCCUUCACGAGAGAAGGCACCGAGAAUGGAAGAGCCAUCCAGUAUAGCAGUAUAUCACAGCCCUCCAUCCCCGGCUGCAAUGACCUCAGACCCCGACCUGGGAUUGGCACUUGUGGCUGUGGAAUAUGAGAAGGCGAAAAGGAGACAUUUGAACAAAUCCAGCAGUCGAGAGACAAAGGCGGAAAUGAAGUGGUCUCUGAAGGGAGAAGACGGGGCAUUAACAUAUAAGUCUGGAUCAGAGUCAUCUCUUCAGCGACACCAGAAUGAUUCCGAUUCGGAACCCACCAUGCCACCGACGCCUCCAAACUCCCCUUCCAGCGAAACAGAAAUGCGUGAGCUAAAACGCUAUGCCGCGGGAUUGGAUCACAUAGGGGUAGGAGCUACUUUCAUCAAGUGUAGAUCUAAUUCCUUGAGGUCCUGA